Messenger RNA from Penicillium antarcticum, 1086 nucleotides. RefSeq names its product alpha/beta hydrolase. The record is from RefSeq and is a predicted model, not a curated record. Lineage: Eukaryota; Fungi; Ascomycota; Eurotiomycetes; Eurotiales; Aspergillaceae. Gene Ontology annotation, molecular function: hydrolase activity. The transcript has 2 exons. The coding region runs from base 1 to 1086 and encodes 361 amino acids.
AUGGAUUUCUCCGAAUACACUGGCCCCAGCGCUGAAUGGCUGGCCCUCGAGCCAACGCUCCCGGCGCUCCCCAAGGACCUCUCCGUGUCGCAAUUGAAAGCAUUGCUUAACAAAGGCCGCGAGGAAUCUGCUGCCCAGGACAUGAUCGACCAAGGCCUGAGCUCUCUUGUCCAGAUGCAUGAUCAUACUGUCAUUGCCCGCGACGGUACAGCCCUCGAAGCCCGCACUUAUCGGCCGGCCGGCGUUCCCAUAUCCGAGCGUCUACCGGUCUACGUCCACCUCCACGGCGGAGGUUUCCUGUUUGGAACACUUGCCUCUGAAGAUGCAACCUGCUCGCGCAUUGUCGCAUCUCGAGCUGAGAAUGGCACACCUGUCGUGGUAUUCAAUAUCAAUUACCGCCAUACACCCGAGCACCGCUACCCCACCGCAUGGAACGACACCGAAGACGCAUUCGUCUGGCUGCACGAACAUAUCGCGGAAGUCGGUGGUCUGAGUGAUCAGGUUGUUGUCGGUGGUAUUUCGGCCGGAGCAUGGAUGACUGCUUCAUUGACGCUGGCGCAGCUGCGCGGCGAUGAUAAGCGCAUCGCUGCCUGUCCGAAGAUUGCCGGGCAGGUGCUGAUGAUUCCUUGUCUUGUUCAGUGGGAUCAUUAUGCUCCCCGGCAGGAAAUGUUGAAGAGUCCGGAUUUGUCGAGUUAUGUGCAUUGUGCUGAUGCGCCUAUUCUGCCUGUUACUCGGAUGAAGUUGUUCAGUGAUUUGCUGGGGGUUAGUGAUGCGAGGGAUUCUGUUGGCGAUCGUCGUAUGGGUCCUGGUAAUGCUACUGCUGAGGAGGUUAAGGGUUUGCCUCCUACUGUUUUUGGGAUUGCUGGCAAUGAUCCGUUGAGAGAUGAGGGUAUCUUCUAUGGAAAGCAUCUCGCUGAUAAUGGAGUUCCUACUGAUAUCCAUGUUUUCCGCGGUGUGCCCCAUGGGUUCAGGAGGUAUGGCGACAAGCUGCCCGGAAGCAAGAAGUGGGAUGAAGUUAUGAGUGGCGGUAUUACAUGGGCGCUGGGAAAGCCUGCAGCUGGUCCAUUCGUGAUCAAAUCAGACUGA